AUGGCCUCCAAACUUGAUCAAGCACUUGAUGAUGUUAUUAGGGACAGAAGGAAGGAAAGGUCCCAUGCCAGCAGCGGUAGAGGUAGCAGAAGAGAUGUGCGUCCUGCUCAAAGACGCGGUGGGGAUUCGAGUAUUCGUAAGAGAUUAGGCCCGGGUUUCAACAGCAGAAAUAAUAACAGUAGCAGCAGCGGCAGUUUUGGUGGUCCUAAUCGAUCUUUUGUUCGCACCGUUGACAUUGGAAAAAGAGGAAGCAAUGACAGAAGUCGAAACGUUAAUGGUCAGUGGACCCAUGACAAGUUUGAUGAGGGCAGUGACUCUAUUUUAUCUCGCUUGGGCUCUUCAGGCCCCUCUGGUGACCGUAAUAAUCGACGCAGCAUCGUAGAGCUUCAUAUUGAAAACUUACAUUACAACGUUACGGAGAAGGAUGUCGAAGAAUUGUUCUCUACAGUUGGAGAAGUGGCCAAAGCACGUAUCAAAUUCGAUCAAUCCGGUAGAUCGACGGGUGUAGCAUUUGUACAAUACUAUGAAAUGGCAGACGCUGAAAAGGCUGUAGAGACAUAUAAUAAUAUUGAACUUGAUGGACAACCCAUGCGUAUUGAGAUUAAGGAAAGAGAACCUACUUUACGCAGUAAUAGACCACGCUUUGGAGGAGGUCGUUUCACGAAUAGCAACCGUUAUGGUAGAGGUUUUGGUGGCAGAGACAAUAGAGACGGUAGAGAUCAUAGACGCUCAAGAGAACAUCGUGAUAAUAGGGACGACCGUAAAAAGCAAGAGGUUACAGCAGAAGAUUUAGAUAAAGAUUUGGAAAGUUACAUGCAAACGAACAAUGCCUCUGAACCAACAGACAUGGUGUUAGACUAG
This is a messenger RNA of Mycotypha africana, 861 nucleotides long. RefSeq lists its product as uncharacterized. The coding region runs from base 1 to 861 and encodes 286 amino acids. Gene Ontology annotation, molecular function: mRNA binding. Gene Ontology annotation, cellular component: nucleus. The transcript has 5 exons. The record is from RefSeq and is a predicted model, not a curated record. NCBI's taxonomy places the organism in Eukaryota, Fungi, Mucoromycota, Mucoromycetes, Mucorales, Mycotyphaceae. Gene Ontology annotation, biological process: mRNA export from nucleus.